This is a messenger RNA of Pseudoliparis swirei, 6682 nucleotides long. RefSeq names its product caspase 8 associated protein 2 (gene casp8ap2). Gene Ontology annotation, molecular function: transcription corepressor activity. The record is from RefSeq and is a predicted model, not a curated record. Lineage: Eukaryota; Metazoa; Chordata; Actinopteri; Perciformes; Liparidae. Gene Ontology annotation, biological process: extrinsic apoptotic signaling pathway via death domain receptors; Fas signaling pathway. Bases 311 to 5737 code for a protein of 1808 amino acids. The transcript has 11 exons. Gene Ontology annotation, cellular component: mitochondrion; PML body.
UCUCCUUUUUUUAAUUUAUUUUUUAAUUUAAAUGCUUUCGCUGAUGUCAGUUGGCUGUGGGGAGAUGUGAGAAGACCGCGAGACGCCCUACAAAGGGUUCUAAUUCAGGAGGAAUAUAAAAAUAAAGAAACCCCGAGUAGUCGCGAGAACACACCCACGGCGGUGGCAGUAUGCGGCGGGAAAAUGUCGUUACUUCCGGUGCAACGAAGUCUUGGCGCGACAUUACAGUUGUAAACAACAGGAGAACACGUAACGCCACGCAAACACAAGGAACUCCUUAAGGAACUGAGCCACAGAGACAUUUGGAAGAAUGGACAACAUGGACAUCGACACCUCUGGUCUCUUUGUACCUGACGCCAACGAGGAAUCUGUGGACAUCUAUGAUGGCCUGGAUAUCACUUUUAGCAGCAAUGCAGAGACGGCGUCCCCGAAGUCUUCUCAGCUGAAAGAAUCGAUGGAUCUUUAUGAAGAAAUUGUCACAGAGGAACAGCAGAGCAGAGAGACGUCGUACUCCGAGUUGAAGUCCAGAUUUCAAGCAGCUCAAAACCAAAUUAUUGAGUUGCGCAGGAGAGUGGAGCAAAUGCAGAUACAGAAUACAGGGUUGAACACUGAGAACUUCCGUCUCAAAAAGAACAUCUCUGCACUUUUACAAACCGCAAGACUAGAGGUGACUCGAAAAGAUGCUGAGAUCCAGAGGUUGAACCAACAAUCAAACAAACGUCACCAUCAGCACCAAUCUCACGUCUCUCAUCUGCGGGAUCAAAAGUCUUCCAGUCAACGCUCCAUGACUCCAUCCUGUCCUCUUUCGACUCUACCAGCUUCACCUCCCAGGGAGGAUCAUCCUCCAAGCGAUCCUCUCCAGCCUCCCAGGAGAGAAAGCAAUCUGCCCGGCGGAUCCAGCAGGAAGUCCGGUAGCAGUUCAUCAAGCCGACACAGUGAAUCAGACAAGCACAAGUCCAAGCACAGAGAGGAAAAAUAUCCCAAACUACCUGAGCCGACAGAUAGGAGAUAUAGAAGUGUUUCAGAUCCCAACAAGGACAGUUCUGGCCCCGGCAAGAACAGGUCUCACAAAGAGGACAAAGACACAGAGCGAAGACAUGACUCCAGAUCGUGUAAAAGCAAGCCCAGGUCCGACCGGUCUAAAAGCCCUGCACCAGAGAGUGCAGUUCCCUCUGAUGACAAGAAAAGGAGCAGAAGUCGGGAAGGUAGGCGAGAUGCAGUCAAAAUGUCCACAUCAGACUCUGAACACAGCGGCGCUCACAGCUCCAAAGAGGGCCACAGCCGAGAUCAUAGAAAAGUAAAGAUGAGCGACGGACACGUCCGACGCUCAGCCUCAAAGGACCGGAAAAGGUCCUCUUCAAAUCCACGUGCUGAGCGCGGCGGGGAGUUCUCCAAAGAGAGGGCCGGGGACAGGCUGCCAAAGGAUUAUGAAAGGAAGGAGGACAGGCGACAUGAAGAUAAAGGCAGCAGAAAGCACAAGAGGAGCAGGAGCAGGGAACGCAAGAAAGAGAGAUCAAAAGAAUCCGACCGGGGUAAAGUCGACGGCGGUAGUAAGGAAAGACGAGAAAAGACAAACGUGGCCAUAAAUCGAUCAUCCGAAACACCAAAUGUCCCUGAGAAAAGCUCCGUGGAGGAAAGCAGUCCAAACAUGAAGCUGUGUUUCAUGGAGACAUUGAACCUGACCCUUUCGCCCAUUAAGAAGCCAGCGCUGCCCUUCGACGGCAGCCAGGCUGACCUCGCACCGGCGGACAGGGAAGUUGGAGACGAGCCAGAAGAUGAGGGCACGCAGCCCAACAUUGAGGACAUGUGUGUGAUCGACGAAGUGAACAGCAGUGAAUUGGAAGCGGGGUCGGGGGAGUUGGAGGAAAAAUCCUCACACACUCCAAAAAGUUCCAAAGGAGCAAGCGAGAGAUGCGAGGACGGGAACGCCGCACGGGGAAAGGACGGGAACGCGAGUGACGCUGCUGACGAGCAACGGAAAGACAAUUCGGCUCAAACUACCUCGGCCCGCCGCAGCCAGCGCUCGGACGCGGCGGGGGAUCGGAUGGCCGCGCAGCUCACGGCAACCUCACCGCCGGUCAGUUCUCUAAAAGCCACAGUUGUCUCAAGAAAUCGUGAGGGCAAGCGUUCCUCAGACAGCCAGGGGGAUGACCGUGGACCCCUGAAGGCCGCACAUGGUGACACUGCCACGGCCGCUUUGGGCAAUUCUUCACAAAAAGUAAGUCCUGGAUAUAAUCCGGUUCAACCUGUUUCUGUUAAAGACCCCGCUGUGCCUGAUCCAAGCGUGAAGCUGAAGUGUAGUACUCCUAAAGCCGCGGGGCAGAAAAGCCUCCCCGCGGGUUCAGGCGGGGAACGUUCACCCCUAAGGAAAACUCCUGCAGCUGAAGACGUCGCUGACGCGGCAAAACGCGGAAGAAAGCGAAUUGCUCCCGCUGUGCUACCUCAGGACCGCCGGCGAGGACCGAGUCACAAGAAGGACACCUCUCGCGUGCGCGGCGGUCUUAAAGACGCAGAGGCUGUGUCCAGUACGAUAAGCCUCGACUCCCUUCCACAGGAAGGGCUAAGUCUGCCCGAGGCCAUUUACGUUUUGACUCGGGCGAACGAAGACAGCAAUGACAGCGGCGCGGCCGAGCCCAGCUCCUCUACCGGCUGCAUCGCCGUGCCCAAAGUCAGCAGCACGACGGGGGAGCCGGCGCUGACGGAGAAAUGCGCCGCCCUCAACUCCACGCCCAAAAAGAGCUUCGUUCCCCGGAAGAGUCGCGAGAGCAACGUCGAGCCGUCCAGCUCGAUGCCGCCGCUUCACGACGAGGACUCCAUGAUGAACACGCUGAGCAACCUGAAGAGAAUCCCCGACGUCAUCAGCCCUCUGAGGAGCCCGAUCCGGGUCACGAAAAGAAGUCAACUCCAUCUCCAUGGCAAGCCAAGUCACGUCAAGAGCCUUCAAAAAGAUUUCUCCAGCAGUCCCGUUGAUGCCAACUCAAAGAAGUUGGACGUCAACAAAGAAAACAAGCAUCCGGGUUCUCCUGCAAACCACGACGCCCAGACCCCGGCGGACAAGGCGUCCGACCCGCCUUCAAGCCGCUCCGACAACGAUCUGGAGGACGGCGAGAUCUUAAGCGGAAGUGACGAGGCGGCCGGAGCUUCUCCCGUUCCUGCGACAAAGAGGGCGAAGUUAGCUCCGCCCGUCGGAAACAAGCCAAGUCCUAAGAGUUUGUUGGAGAGGAAGUCUGAAGCAAAGGGUGUCGCCGUUAAAGAAACGGCGGGUGUGUCGACGCGAAGCCCGAAGAGUCGCUUUAAAAGGGUUUGUCCCGCGGCGAGCAAAGCCUCUUUUUCCAGCACCGAGGAAGUGAUGGGGACGUUCAAGGCCGUCCGUGCCGAGAUCCGAAAAAAGUACAUGAAGCUCCACAAAACCUUCCCCAAGAAGAGCUUCUACGGGGUGAUGGAGAACUUCCAGGAGUCUUUUUUAGAGUUUGUCGACGGCGCACAUUUCGGUCAAAUAUGCGGUAAGGCGCAGGAGCUGAAGUCCAACCUGAAGAACCUGAUCGCAUCGGUGUUCGGCAACGUGUCGAACAACGGCAUCGUGAAGCGCAUCUUUGAACAGCAAGCGGUCGACCUGAAGCAGAAGCUGUGGGACUUUGUGGACGUCCAAGUCGACUACUUGUUCAAGCACAUCCACAUGGCCCUGCAGAGCCUCUGCAAACCAGCCAGAGCUCAACCCGAGGGCGACGGCACCGGUGGGAACGGGAAAGUGUCCAGACAGCCUCCCGCAAAACGGCCCCAGUGUCAGCAAGCGGAGGCGAAGUCGGCUCCGGCCGGCCUGCAUCGAACCCGGCCCGGUGCGGUCGUGCCGUACAGGACCGGCCUCGGGAGCAGAGGAAAAGACAUCCGGAUCCCGCGGAUCGAGAGAGACCGAAGUGUCGACCCACGUCCCACAAGUUGCCCAGAUACACAAACGGUGGCCGUCUUCCUCCCAAAGAAAACCACCCCUUCAACCCCAGAGGGAAAGAGCAACGCGGCGUCGUCGGCCGCCUCCCAGAAUGCCUCUCUACUCGACAAAACCGACUUUGAGCUUCUCACGGAGCAGCAGGCCUCCAGUUUGACCUUCAACCUGGUCAGGGACACUCAAAUGGGGGAAAUCUUCAAGUGCCUGCUGCAAGGGUCCGACCUGCUGGAGACCGGCGGCGCGGCCUGGGCCCUCGGCACGCCGAGGAAGGACGGGGAGCGGCUCGUCGGCAUCGCCACGCCCACCAGGUUUGACUCUCCGUCCGCGCUGCUGUCCCCGAUGAAAUUCGACACGCCCUCGAAGCUCAUCGCCACGUGGUCCAGCAUCUCCCCCCGCCGGCUGGCGUCCCCGCGAUCCAGAGGCCGGAUCCAGCUGAAUCCGGCUUUGUUCGAUGAGAGCUGCAUGCUGGAGGUGCCGUCGGUGAGCCGGGCGUCGCUGCACUGCGGCUCGUCCUCGCAGACGUCGUACUCCAUUCUCACCGAGGACCUGGCCGUCUCCCUGACCAUUCCGUCGCCGCUCAAGUCCGACGGCCACCUCAGCUUCCUGCAGCCGUCGAGCAUGCGCCUGAUGUCCACGCCGGAGAGCGUCAUCAGCGCUCACAUCAGCGAGGACACCCUGCUGGACGGGGAGGACGCGUCGGAGCAGGACAUCCACCUGGCCCUCGACACCGACAACUCCAGCUGCUGCUCCAGCGGCAGCGGCGGCGAGGUGCUCGCCACGCCUUUCGCGUUCAAGCCCGACCUGCCCAUGGAGGCGCUGGUGAUGGAGAAGUCCAACGAUCACUUCAUCGUGAAGAUUCGGAAGGCGACCGCCGGCGCGGACGACAGCUUGAACAGGACCCUGACGGAGGAAGGCCAGAGGGAAGACGGCGACGACGGUCCAGCGGCGCCGUCGGACAGCGGUCUGCUUUGGGGCCGUCGCGCCGACGCCGACGCGGAUGUUACGUUAACGGAAGAUUCGCUCCAGGAAAAAGAUUCUUCGACCCGACAACACACCUCUGAGGUUUGUUUUGCCGAGGAGUCGCAGAAACGGAAGAAUCGUCCCAAAGCAGCGUCAGACAGCCGGUCACGCGACGGUGUGAGCCCCGACCCGAUCUCUGGACCAAGGAGCCGCGCAGCCGGCGAGGAAGAGGUCGCCGUCACCGCCGGCGAGAACGCGAGUCGCGGAGAAGAUGCGACGACUCGAGCGAGACCCUCGAGAGCUUCUUCGUCGAAGCGCCAGGAAAGGACGAGCGCCUCGGAGAGCGCGUCGGAUAACAGCCCGCGCCGACCGGCCGGACGCUCGGAAACAAGUCGGGGGCGCCGGGCGGCCCACGCUUCGGGAUCCGAGAGGGAUGAAGCGGCCGUGUCGGGGGAUUCCGACAAAGGUAGAAAGCGGAGGAGCCGGCGCCAAGAGAACUCGAGAUCCAAGCGGUCCAGGAAGGAGGAGGAGAUCGCGGAGGAGGUGGCCGUGUCCGACGGCAAGAGGGACGACAGAGAGUCCAAGUCGUCCCCGGCGGCGCUGUCGCCCAACAGUCUCUCUGCCAAGAACGUGGUCAGGAAGAAGGGCGAGUUGGUGAUGGCGUGGACCAGAGAUGAAGAUCGAGCCAUUCUCAUGGACCUGAAGACAAAAGGUGCCUCGCGUGAGACGUUCUCUGUCCUGUCAGAGAAACUCAGCAAGCCGUCGGAGCAGAUCGCGUACAGAUUCAACCAGCUCAUGAAGCUUUUUAAGAAGCAGGGGAAGAUGGACCCUUGACCCCGUCGACUGCGUCAUCGCGUCAGUCCUUUUUUGUCUUGCAGCGUUCCCACGCUCACUCGCCGCGGCGUGUUGGCUGCUUGUGACAUGUGCUGGGAGAAAACGCAACGCGGGGAGAGGGGGGGCAUCACAGGAUCGACACCCCGCCGUAAGCCACUCGACAUGCCGGUCAACAUCGUGAGCCCUGCAUCGUCCCACCGAGACGGACGCCAGCAGCCGGUUUAACCCGGCAUUGUCGUAAAAAUGUCCAUAAAAAGUAUUUAGUUCUGGAGAAGUGACCUGGACCUGUUGGGAAAGAACCCAAAGUUUAAAGUAUAUAUAAAUAAUCUAAAAGGUUCCUGCAAUGAGCGGUCAUCAGUAUUAACUGUUUUUGAUGCACUUUGGGGUUUUUAGGAAUCUACAUUGCCGUCACUAUAAAAAGUGUCCAGUCAGGAUAUGAUAUGAUCACUUUUUCCUCAUCUCAAGCCGCCUCCCUCCUCUGACUGAGCCGGUGUGAUCGACUCAUCGCAACAAGACGAGUCCCGACCCAACACGCGUUCUUCUCCAUACAGUCGGGGGACAAAACAACUGCCUUUGGACUACGAUACCUCCGAGUUCAAGUGAAACCAAAUGUUCCUAAAAGUAGAAGUGGACGCUCACUGGAAACCACCGGAAGCAUCGCCCGUUAUAGAGCUUGAGCUGAGGGACUGAGAGGAGGAUCGACACGGUUCUGUUAUGGAUCUUAUUUUACUGGAUCUUUUUUGUAUAUCAGGGGAGGGGGAAUAUUUGAAUGUUGUCCAGUUGAUGGACGGUACAUUCAUCUGUUAAUACAGAUGAACCAUUUUUAUCCGUGGGCCCGAAUGGCUUUUUCUUUCAUUCACCCUAUCGCUUGUCAACACAAUGGAUUGCAAUAUUGUGAAUAUUGUGUGUUGUUCUUUACUAAAAAAUAAAGUUUUAUUUAUUUAU